Oryza brachyantha (malo sina) is the source of this 2178-nucleotide messenger RNA. RefSeq lists its product as uncharacterized. The transcript is spliced from 5 exons. The record is from RefSeq and is a predicted model, not a curated record. NCBI's taxonomy places the organism in Eukaryota, Viridiplantae, Streptophyta, Magnoliopsida, Poales, Poaceae. The coding region runs from base 104 to 1912 and encodes 602 amino acids.
CAAGCAAGAAGGGCCCUCUCUCGAGCGAGGGAGGCCGGCCCUGCCGUCGCAUCGGUCCAACUCCCAACCGGCGAGGCCGACGAAACCCAGCUCCCUCGACCCCAUGGCGGACGACGGCGACGCCGCCCUCUCCGACGUCGACGAGGACCCUCUCCCGCCCCCUCCCUCCACCUCCUCAUCCUCCCUCAAAGCCCCACCCCAACCCCCAUCGCAAUCGCAACCCCAAUCCCAUGCCCGGGACCUGGCCGCCGAGCUGGAGGAGGAGCGCCGCCUCCGCCGCAAGGCCGAGGAGUCCCUCGCCGACUCCGAGACCCGCCUCAGCCGCCUCAAGGCCUUCGCCCAGGACGUCCUCCGCAAGCGCGACGACCUCACCAACGAGGCCGCCGCGGCCUCCCGCGCGCACGCAGCGCUCCAGGCCGAGGCCUCCACCGCCUCCUCCAUGCUCUCCUCCGGCUUCGAGAGGAUCUCCGCCAAGGCCUCCCCCUCCGCCGCCCCGGCCCCGCUACCCACCUCCCACAAGUACUCCUCUGGCCUCCCCGCCCUCGCCUACGGUGUCCUCAAGCGCGCCAACGACAUCGUCGAUGACCUCCUCUCCCAGAUCGACGCCGCCAACCGCGACCGCGACCGGGCGCGCGAGCAGAUGGACCACCGCAACUACCAGAUCGCGAUCGAGGUCUCCGAGCUCGAGGCGUCGGUCGCGGCCAGGUCCGCCGAGUGCGAGUCCCUCUCCAGCUCCUUGUCUCAGAAGGAGGCCGAGAUCUCCGACCUGCGAGACAAGCUCGCCUUCUUGGAGGGCAAGCUGGACGCGCAGAGGCCCGUGCUUGCCGAGCAGAUCGGCUGCGCCUCCAAGGUAUACGACGAAAUACGUGAGAUAGUCAAGCUAGUGGACGCGGACGCAGCGAGUGCGCUCUCCGACUCUGUGUUCGUGUGGAAGGAGACGGAUGUGGAGGAGAGCCUCAAGGUGUCCCUCGAAGGGACGAAGAUGGCAUAUGAUCUCGCCGCCACGGCCCUGCACAAGGUUGGGGCAUGGGUUGAUAAUAGGGAAAACAAGGUGACAUCUUUAGAAGCGAGGGUGGACGAGCUAAUGCGGGAGAAAGAGCACAUUGGGGUAUUGCUCCGCAGCGCGCUGCAAUCAAACACCAGUGAGGCGCUCAAGGUUGCAGAGGAUGGAUUAAGAGAGGCUGGGAUUGAGGUAGGACUCAAAGAGCGCAGGGAGCACAGGCCAGGAAGCAUGGAGAAAGAUGAAGUCUAUACCUUGGCAGGUGCAUUGGAGAAUAGCAUGAAGGAAUCCCAGGUUAAGAUUGUUGAGCUGCAACAUCUUGUUGAAGCACUAAGGGCGGAGUCUGGUCUACUUCGAACAAGACUGGAAGGGCAAGAAAAAGAGAUCUACCAACUAAGGAAGCAAAUAAAGCAUCUUGAAGAGAAGGAAAGGGUGGCAAAUGAAAGUGUUGAGGGCCUGAUGAUGGAUGUAACAGCUGCUGAAGAGGAGAUCAAAAGAUGGAAGAUGGCAGCAGAGGAAGAGGCUGAAGCUGGUAAAGCGAUUGAACAAGAGUUCGAAACUCAGCUAUCUUCCCUUCGUAAGGAAUUAGAUGAAGCGAAACAGGCAAUGCUGGAGCUAGAGAACAAACUGAAGUUCAAGGAAGAGACGGCGGCUGCUGCAAUGGCCGCGCGUGAUGCGGCAGAGAAAUCAUUGAAACUAGCGGAUAUGAGAUCUACCAGGCUGCGGGAGAGACUGGAAGAGAUCAAUAAGCAGCUUGAAGAAUCAGACAACAGAACGGACUCGAGCAAUCGCAACGGGCAUAGGUAUAUGUGCUGGCCAUGGCAAUGGUUGGGGCUGAACUAUGUGCGAUUACCACCGACGGAGACAGAGCAAAGCUCCAACGAGAUGGAGCUAUCUGAACCUCUGAUAUAGCUGUGCCAUAUCUAUACAGAUUGAACUACACGCCAUUUAGGAUUAAAAAUAAACUAAAGUGAUAAUCUGAGAUUUCGUUUUAGUUUGAUUUUUUUUAUAAAAAAAACUGUAGAUGUUGGGAAAAAUUGUUGAUGCUUGUGCAAACUCACGAGGAUGUUAGAUGUCGCCGGUGUAAUUUGUAAAAAUCAACCACUUGGGGUUGGGGGAUAUAGUCAAGCUGUCAAGAUUUCCAUUUCUUGCCACAGGUGUUCCCUCCUGAGCUGUUU